Xenopus laevis (African clawed frog) is the source of this 2652-nucleotide messenger RNA. It is a transcript of the gene kif22.S, whose product is annotated as kinesin family member 22 S homeolog. Gene Ontology annotation, molecular function: microtubule binding; ATP binding; microtubule motor activity. NCBI's taxonomy places the organism in Eukaryota, Metazoa, Chordata, Amphibia, Anura, Pipidae. Gene Ontology annotation, cellular component: cytoskeleton; nucleus; microtubule associated complex. The record is from RefSeq and is marked provisional. Gene Ontology annotation, biological process: microtubule-based movement; spindle elongation; mitotic spindle organization.
GUUGGAGAGUUUGAGUUCCAGCUGAGGGUGAAUAUUGUAUCGUGCGCUCGACUGCAGAGCGUGGUUAUUAGUGUUCGAGAGUCCGAAGCGAGGCGGGAAUGGUUCUUACUGGGCCUCUCCAAAGAGAGUCGGUGAGUAUGGCGAAGCGGGUGAGCAUGUUGGAUCAGCACAAGAAGUCCUCCUGUGCCCGGGUGCGUGUAGCCGUCAGACUGAGGCCCUACAUGGAUGAGAAGGAUGAAGCUAAAGCGACCACAGUGUGUGUCAGGGGCCUGGACUCUCAGUCGCUGGAGAUUGUCAACUGGAGAAACCAGCUGGAGACCAUGCAGUACCAGUUUGAUGCAUUUUAUGGGGACAGCGCCAGUCAGCGUGAGAUCUACAUGGGCUCUGUGUGCCACAUUCUCCCGCACUUACUCAUUGGCCAGAACGCCAGUGUUUUUGCUUAUGGUCCCACGGGGGCAGGGAAAACUCACACAAUGCUGGGGAACCCCAAUCAGCCUGGUGUGAUCCCUCGGGCUGUUAGAGACUUGCUGCAGAUGAGCCGGACAGCGGCCAGUGCCCCUGAGAAUGAGAACUGGACUUAUACCAUAAACAUGUCAUAUGUGGAGAUUUACCAGGAGAAGGUCAUGGAUCUGCUGGAGCCAAAGAACAAAGACCUCCCCAUCCGAGAGGACAAAGACCAUAACAUCCUGAUCCCGGGCGUGACCCAAAAAAUGAUCAAUUCUUUUGCAGAUUUCGAUGAGCAUUUUAUCCCUGCCAGUCAGAACCGUACCGUGGCCUCUACGAAGCUCAAUGACCGAUCCAGUCGCAGCCACGCCGUGUUACUGAUCAAGGUCCAGAAGAGUCAGCAGGUGGUACCAUUUCGGCAGCUGACUGGAAAGCUCUACCUGAUAGACUUGGCUGGAUCAGAAGAUAAUCGGCGCACUGGAAACCAAGGAAUCCGACUAAAGGAGAGUGGAGCCAUUAACUCCUCCUUAUUCACGCUCAGCAAAGUGGUGGAUGCUCUGAACCAGGGGCUGCCCCGAAUUCCAUACAGAGACAGCAAGCUGACGAGACUGCUGCAGGAUUCCCUGGGAGGAAGCGCCCACAGUGUUAUGAUCACUAACAUCGCCCCAGAGCAGACGUAUUACUUCGACACAUUGACGGCUCUGAACUUCGCUGCUAAAUCCAAGCAGAUCAUUAACAAGCCUUUCAGCCAGGAAACCACCCAGACCGUGGUUCAGCCAGCCAUGAAGAGGCCCAGGGAGGAAACAGGCCACAUAGCCGGUUCUCAGAAAAGAAAGAAAUCCAAAAAUGACUCCACUGAGUCGUCUCCCAAUUCAUCAAUGGACACAGCGGGCAAACAGAAACUCAAUUUGGCAACGCUGGAUCCCGCUGUGGUAGAGAGGCUGCUGAAACUGGAUAAGAUCCUGACCGAGAAGGGAAAGAAGAAGGCCCAGCUCUUGAGCACCCCCAAGAGAGAGCGAAUGGCACUGCUGAAGAAAUGGGAGGAAAGUCAGAUGGAGAUCGAGAGACUAAAGGAGAAGCAAAAGGAGCUGGAGCAGAAAGCGAUGGAAGCAGAGGCUCGACUGGAGAAAUCCAAUAACUCUGACCUGUCAGACUCCAGUGUCAGUGAAAACACUUUCCGGGCCCCUCUCAGAGGCAGAAACACAUCCACAGCGAAGGUCAAGAAAGUGCUGCGUGUACUGCCCAUGCAGGGGAACAGCCAGUUACAAAGCACCGUAGAGGAGGGGAUCCCCGUUUUUGAGAAGAAGAAAAAGAAGAAACAGGUCACAUGCGAGGGGCUUGAGAACCAGCCCACGUGGGAAAUGAACAUGAGGACAGACCUGCUUGAGAGCGGCAAGGAGAGAAUCCUGAAACUACUCAACACGGGCUCAGUAAAGGAACUGAAAUCCCUGCAGAGGAUCGGAGACAAGAAGGCCAAGCUGAUUAUUGGCUGGAGAGAAGUCAAUGGGCCUUUUAAAAAUGUGGAAGAGUUGGCGUGUUUGGAAGGAAUCUCUGCUAAACAAGUAUCGUCCUUUAUAAAGGCAAAUAUCAUGAGCAGCAUCGCCAGCUGAAACCUGUACCAUCAUCAGGCUGCAGCCCGGGUCAUACACGCUCCAAGGGCCACUGAUUUUAUUCCUCACAAACAACUUGAAAUCCCUGAGCUCCUUAUGGCAAAACUCUGAAGUGUAAAUCUGAGGCAAGUUUGGCUGUUUUUGCACCAGCCCCCUGCAAACACGAACCAAAUGUGCCAACCGGCCGCUGGAUGUUUUGUUAAAGUGAGUUCAACGCCGAGACUCUGGUUUAAAGGUUUUUUUUUUGCAUUUGUAAUGUUCACAUUUUAUUCUACUAUUUUAUUAUGAGCCUGUCUGUGUGUGUGUGUGUCUGUGUGUGUUUGUGUGUGUGUGUGUGUAUGUGUCUCUUGAGUGACUGCCCCAGUGGGGUGAAUGAGUGGCUGCAAUGUGGUUUGGCAGAGAAGUAACAGUAGUUUCCAUGCUGUGUGAGGCACCAACAUUGAAACCACUGGCUCCUGUGUAAAUAUAUAUAUAUACUCCUUACCCCAUGUGCUUCAGCAGCAUUUACUGCAGUCACAUUGCAGGAAGGUUCUGCUGGUGUUUUUAUAUUCUUCCAAAUCAAGUCCAUGUCUUUCUGUAAAAUAAACGUUUUUGUUUU